Spinacia oleracea (spinach) is the source of this 636-nucleotide messenger RNA. RefSeq names its product 40S ribosomal protein S28. The coding region runs from base 160 to 357 and encodes 65 amino acids. NCBI's taxonomy places the organism in Eukaryota, Viridiplantae, Streptophyta, Magnoliopsida, Caryophyllales, Amaranthaceae. Gene Ontology annotation, biological process: ribosomal small subunit assembly; translation; maturation of SSU-rRNA. Gene Ontology annotation, molecular function: structural constituent of ribosome. The record is from RefSeq and is a predicted model, not a curated record. The transcript is spliced from 2 exons. Gene Ontology annotation, cellular component: cytosolic small ribosomal subunit; ribosome.
AAUAAAUCGGAGCCGUCCAUCUCUAGGGUUUAUCAAUCCAUAUAUAUUUCCCUAACUUUUCAGUUUCAAUCCUUCUCUGUUAUUUUCUCAGUUGCUUUCUCUUCCUCGCUAGGGUUUUCAGUUCUCUCUUCCUCGCUCUUUCCUCCCGUCGAUCGAAGAAUGGAGUCUCAGAUCAAGCAUGCUGUUGUGAUUAAGUGCAUGGGCCGCACCGGAUCAAGGGGGCAAGUGACUCAGGUCAGAGUUAAGUUUUUGGAUGACCAAAACCGUUUCAUCAUGAGGAACGUCAAGGGACCCGUCAGAGAGGGAGACAUUCUUACUCUCCUCGAGUCCGAGAGAGAAGCAAGGAGACUUAGAUGAAGUAGCCCCUCCCUUAUAUAUCUGUUUUGGCUUCCAUUAUCGGUUUUGCCUCGUUUUGAUUUUGUUAUGUCAAUGAUUGGUUUGUCAAGACUUGUUUUAGGAGUAUGAUUUUUGUGGUUUAAUACUGAGAAUUUUGCAAGAGAACAUACUGUGUUUAGACAGUUAUCCAAUUACUUUGAUCACUUGAUGUUUGUGUGGAAUGCUCGGUUUUUUUACUUUGAUGUUUGUGUAAUGGCUGGUUGCCUUUGUUUUAUGGUUCAUAGAGUAUCUUCUUUUCUA